AUGUUUUGAAGUCAAGACUAGGGGCAUCAGGCCCCUCCCACUCUCCAGUUCAUUCGCGGUGAUGGUUCAGAGAGGAGGAAGCUGGAGCGUGCAGAGGACAAAGAGGUGUAAUGGGGAGGAUUUGGUAUUUUUGUUGGGGGGGUGGGGAAAAGGAGGGAAGAGCCCCACUCCCCCCUUUCCCUUUGGGGGUCCCUGGUGCAUGCAAUCCAUUUGCAAAGGAGGCACUUGAGAGCUACUCCCUACGUGAGAGUCCCAGAGCUGGCCUAGUUUAUGUCUCCCUCUCAGGCAGCGCCAUGGCCUCAGAGGCACCGUCCGGAUUGUCUCUUCUCUGGGAUAGAGUGGAAAGAGCAGCUGGGCAGCCCAAUCAGGAUCUGUUGCCCUUCCAGGGUCUGGUGACCUUUGAGGAGGUGGCCAUGUAUUUCACGGAGGAGGAAUGGGCCCUGCUGGAUCCCGACCAAAGAGCUCUGCACAGGGAAGUCAUGGAGGAGAAUUAUGAGACGGUGGCCUCUCUCGAAUCGGACCUCCAUUCGUGUUGGGAAGAAAGAGAAGAUCCCUUUAUCCAGGAUCCCAAAGACGAGGCGACAGGAACAGCAGGUGACGGAGAGAAGAAUGAGAAUUAUAGAGAACCGCAGAUGGUGCCACUGGUAAUAGGCAAGAGUGAGAGUCAAAAAGAGAUGUUUGGAAAUCACGGGGGACCAAAAACGUCUGAAAGAAAUCAGUCAAAGAAUGGGAGCAAGAAAUCCUCUACUUCUCAUACUCUUGAUCAAAGAACACACACUGGAGAAAAACCAUUUAAAUGCAGGAAGUGUGGAAAGAGCUUCAGUGGGAAUGGUCAACUGAAAUUAGAUGAAAAAACCCACACAGGCAAGAAACCAUUUAAAUGCAUGGUGUGUGGAAAGAGCUUCAGUCUAAGCAGAAGUCUUAAAUUACAUGAAAGAAGCCACACAGGGGAGAAUCCAUUUAAAUGUAGGGAGUGUGGAAAGAGCUUCAGUGUAAGCAGUAGACUUAAAGUACAUCACAGAACCCACACAGGGGAGAAACCAUUUAAAUGCAGGGUGUGUGGAAAGCACUUCAGUCAAAGUGGUAGCCUUAAAUUACAUCACCGAACACACACAGGAGAGAAACCAUUUCAAUGCAUGGAGUGUGGAAAGAGGUUCAGUCGGAGAGAUAGCCUUACAUUACAUGAAAGAAGCCACACAGGGGAGAAUCCAUUUCAAUGUAUGGAGUGUGGAAAGAGCUUCAAUGUAACCAGUAGCCUUAUAUUACAUCACCGAACACACAGAGGGGAGAAACCAUUUAAAUGCAUGGAGUGUGGAAAGAGCUUCCGUCAGAGCAGUAAGCUUACUUCACAUGAAAGAACCCACACAGGCGAGAAACCAUUUCAAUGCAUGGAGUGUGGAAAGAGGUACAGUCGGAGAGAUAGCCUUACAGUACAUGAAAGAAGCCACACAGGGGAGAAUCCAUUUCAAUGUAUGGAGUGUGGAAAGAGCUUCAGUGUAAGCAGUAGCCUUAUAUUACAUCACCGAACACACACAGGAGAGAAACCAUUUAAAUGCAUGGAGUGUGGAAACAGGUUCAGUCGGAGAGAUAGCCUUACUUCACAUCAAAGAACCCACACAGGGGAGAAACCAUUUAAAUGCAGGAAGUGUGGAAAGAGCUUCAGUGUAAGCAGUAGCCUUACUUCACAUCAAAGAACCCACACAGGGGAGAAACCAUUUAAAUGCAUGGAGUGUGGCAAGAACUUCAGUCAGAGCAGUAAGCUUACUUCACAUGAAAGAACCCACACAGGCGAGAAACCAUUUAAAUGCAUGGAGUGUGGAAAGAACUUCAGUCAGAGUAGCACCCUUACUUCGCAUCACAGAACACACACAGGGGAGAAGCCAUUUAAAUGUAAGGAAUGUGGAAAGAGCUUCAGUCAGAGCAGUAAGCUUACUUCACAUCAAAGAACCCACACGGGAGCAACCAUUUAAAUUCAGGGAGUGUGGAAAUAGCUUCAGUGUAAGCAGUAAACUUACUUUACAUGAAAGAAAGCACAUGGGAGAAACCAUUUAAAUGCAAGAACUUCAAUGGGAACCUUACUCUUCAUCUUGCAAGCUAAAUAUAUUAAAGCCCUAAAUGGGUUGGGGCCAGGAUAUUUGAAA
Messenger RNA from Rhineura floridana, 2141 nucleotides. RefSeq names its product zinc finger protein OZF-like. The transcript has 5 exons. Gene Ontology annotation, biological process: negative regulation of transcription by RNA polymerase II; regulation of immune system process; central nervous system development. Lineage: Eukaryota; Metazoa; Chordata; Lepidosauria; Squamata; Rhineuridae. The record is from RefSeq and is a predicted model, not a curated record. Gene Ontology annotation, molecular function: DNA-binding transcription repressor activity, RNA polymerase II-specific; RNA polymerase II cis-regulatory region sequence-specific DNA binding. Gene Ontology annotation, cellular component: nucleus. Bases 111 to 1970 code for a protein of 619 amino acids.